This is a messenger RNA of Pollicipes pollicipes, 4341 nucleotides long. RefSeq names its product indole-3-acetaldehyde oxidase-like. Bases 183 to 4142 code for a protein of 1319 amino acids. The record is from RefSeq and is a predicted model, not a curated record. NCBI's taxonomy places the organism in Eukaryota, Metazoa, Arthropoda, Thecostraca, Pollicipedomorpha, Pollicipedidae. The transcript is spliced from 25 exons. Gene Ontology annotation, molecular function: FAD binding; oxidoreductase activity; 2 iron, 2 sulfur cluster binding.
ACUGUGUCGGAGGGUACUCCGUGGCACCGUGGUAGCGAGAGGCGCAGCGUCGCCUGCGGACUGUGCCGGAGGGUAUUCCGUGGCACCGUCGUAGAUUAGGCGUCGAGAGGUGCAGGGUCGCCUGCUGAUUCUACGGGCAAGGACUCAUCGGGCCGAGGAGAAUCAACGGCAAAAGUGUCGUCAUGCCGGCCUCCGGAGGCAACGUGGCGGCGCUGACCUUCUCCAUCAACAACCAGCCUCAACAAGUUUUGAAGAGGGCGCCCAAAGAUGGCGGCGUUACCAACGACGUCACGCCGACGACGUCACUGGCUGACUAUCUUCGUCUGCAUAGCCAGCUCCCCGGCACCAAGACCAUGUGCCGGGAGGGCAUGUGCGGGGCUUGCGUCGUCAACGUGACGUCACAGAAUCCGGCGACGGGUCAGAUGGAAAGCCGCGCAGUCAACUCGUGCAUGGUGCCCAUCAAUGCCUGCCAGGACUGGAAAAUAGAGACGGUAGAAGGGAUAGGAAACAGGAGGGACGGCUACCACCCGGUGCAGGCUCGCUUGGCGCACAUGAACGGCACCCAGUGCGGCUACUGCAGCCCCGGCAUGGUCAUGUCCAUGUACAGCGUACUGAAGUCGGGCGGAGAGGUGUCCCAGGAGCGAGUGGAGCAGGCCAUGGACGGCAACCUCUGCCGCUGCACCGGCUACAGGCCGAUCCUGGACGCCUUUAAGACGUUCAGCGAGGAGUCCGACGCCAAGACCAAACAGCUGGUUAAGGACAUUGAGGAGACGGCCGGCUGCCGCGGCCGCUCCGGCGGCUCCUGUCAGCCCACUGAGGCGUGCGCCGGCUGUCCUCGAUCGGCUGCCUUGACCUCGGCCGCCAACGACUGGCGCCUGCCCACCACCCUGCAGCAGGCGCUCGGCGACCUGUCCAGCAUGGCGGCCGGCGGCAAGAGUGUGCGCCUGGUGGCCGGCAACACCGCCAUGGGCGUAUUGGACAAGUACAAUGCUCCGUCCGAUGGGUACAUCUCCCUCCUGAAAGUCCCUGACCUCCGCGUGAUCAAGAGACCCGGGGCCAGUAAGGAGACCAGCUGGUGCCCGGCCACGGCUAGCAGCGUGGUGUUCGGCGCUGCCGUCACCCUGUCAGAGCUCAUUGAGGAGCUGCAGGCGCUCAGCAAGACCGCCGGGUACCGACACUGCGCCGUGAUGGCCCAGCAUCUGCUUGUGGUCGCGAACACGCCGGUGAGGAACGCGGCAACCUGGGCCGGCAACUUGAUGAUCAAGCACCGUCACCGCGAGUUCCCGUCUGAUGUGUUCCUGCUGCUCACCGCCGCCAAAGCCAGGCUCAAGAUUGCCGAGGGAAGACAGGUCGAAGAAAUGCCUGUGGAAAAGAUGUACGAGAUAAGCAUGAACAACAAAAUCAUCGUGUCCAUGAGCCUGCCACCAAUGGAUGAAGGCAAAUAUGUCUUCAAGACGUACAAGAUCACUCCGAGGGCUAUCAGUGCGCAUGCGUACGUGAACGCCGCCUUUGUGCUGCCCUUCGACUCGGCCACCACCAAGGUCACGGAGCGGCCCACUCUGCUGUUCGGAGGGAUCAGCGACAAGUUUGUGCACGCGGACGCCACGGAACGGUACCUGACCGGACGGCGGCUGGAUGAGGGCACCUUGCAGGGGGCACUCGCCAUCCUGCUGGACGAGGUGCGGCCCUACCCGGACCCAGAGCUGGCCGACGUGGCCUACAGAAAGACGCUGGCCUCCAACCUGUUCUACAAGAUGGUUCUCCACACGCUGGGCGACCGGGUGCCAGCCCGCCUCAGGUCCGGGGGUGAGGACCUGACCCGUCCGCUGGCGCGCGGCACGCAGGAGUUCGACACGGACAAGAAGCUCUGGCCCGUCAACCAGGCGGUGCCCAAGCUAGAGGCGCAGAUCCAGACGUCCGGUGAAGCCGAGUACGUGGGCGACCAGCCGGCGGCGCCGGGCGAGCUGCACGGCUACUACGUGCUGGCCACGGUGGGCAGCGCCAAGGUCGACGCCAUCAACACCUUGGCAGCGCUGGCGGUGAGAGGCGUCCGUGCCGUCCUCACAGCCAGUGACGUCAUCGGCAGUAACAACUACCUAACCUUCCGUGCAUACAUUCCCCUCCUGGGCAUGGAUGAGAAAUCAAUGAUGCCUCAGCAGGUGUUCGCCGAGGACAGGGUGCAGUUCUGCGGGCAGCCCAUUGGCCUCGUGGUGGCCGACACCAUGGAGAUCGCACGGAAGGCGGCAGCGCUAGUUCGAGUCGAGUACGCCGAGGUGGCGCCACCGGUGCUCACCAUCAGGCAGGCGCUGGAGAAACAACCAGAGGGCAGGCAGCAGAGCAAGUUCGUGCCAGCCAACUUAACCACCGGAGAUGUGGAAGCCGGCCUGAACAGUGCGCCGCACCGUCUGAAGGGCGAGUGGGAGAUGGCCUCGCAGUACCACUUCACCAUGGAGACGCAGUCAGUCAGGGUGGUCCCCUGCGAGGACGGACAGCUCAACGUCUUCUGCGCCGCCCAGGCCAAUAAGGAGGUGGUCGACGUGAUCUCGGGCGUCGUCAACAUUCCUGCCAACAAGAUCAACUCAGAGGUGCGUCGUCUGGGCGGUGCCUACGGCGGCAAGAUCACCAAUCCGAUGCCGAUCGCCGCCGCCGCCGCCCUGGCGGCCGUCCGUCUCAACAAGCCAGUGCGCAUUGUGCUCGACAUCGAGACCAACAUCGCCAUGUGCAGCGGCCGGAUGCCCUACCUCGUCUCGUACGAGGCUGGCUUCGACGACACUGGCAAAAUCCACGGGCUCAAGAUGCACGUGAUAGCGAACGCGGGUUACACCAACACGGUGCUGAGUUUCAUCGAGCCGAGCCACGUCAUGCACAUGGUGAAGAGCGUAUACCGCGCGGACAACUGGAGCGUCACGCCCGGCACGGUGACCACCAACCAGCCGAUGUCCACCGCCUGCCGCGCUCCAGGUACCACAAACGCCAUCGCUGCUAUAGAGAUGGUGAUGAAUCACGUGGCCCACCAACUGAACAAGGACCCCUGGGAGGUGCGACAGGCAAACUUCGCUCUCCCCACUGCCGAAGUGCCCACGCCAAUGGGCACCGAACAGGACAACAAGGUGUUCUCCAUGAUGAUCAACGAGAUGUUCGAUAAAGGCGACAUCAAGCAGAGAAAAGCUGAGAUAAACGCCUUCAAUAAGGCCAACCGCUGGCGUAAGCGGUCGCUGGCACUGUUGCCAAUGUUGUACCCAGUCGGCACAAUGGCCAAGAUGUCUGCUCUGGUCUCCAUAUACGACAACGACGGCACGGUGGCCGUGUCCCACGGAGGUGUCGAGAUGGGCCAGGGCCUGAACACCAAGGUGGCACAGGUGGUGGCGCGCGAGCUCGGUGUUCCACUCGACCAAGUCUCCGUCAAGCCGAACAACUCGCUGGCCAAUCCCGGCAGCACCGUGACGGGCGGCAGCAUCGGCAGCGAGUGGUGCUGCAUGGCGGCCCGCUCGGCCUGCCAGCAGCUGCUAGAGCGACUGAAGCCGUUCCGCGCGGCCGAAGGCGAGCCCCAGCGGCCCUGGCUGCAGGUGGUCCAGAUGGCCUCCGGCAAGGGGGGCGUCAACCUCAGCGCCCACUGCGUGCAGGCACCCAAACCGGCCGGGUACUCUGUGCUCGGGCUGACGGCCGCCGAGGUGGAGCUGGACGUGCUCACUGGGGAGAACCGCUUCAACCGAGUGGACCUGUACGAGGACGCCGGCCAGUCGCUCUCGCCCUGGGUCGACGUCGGACAGAUCGAGGGCUCCUUCGCCAUGGGCAUGGGCCUGUUCCUGACAGAGCGGCACCGCUACGAUCCGGCCACAGGCCAGAAGCUCACCAACCGGGCCUGGAACUACUACCCACCAACGCACAAGGACAUGCCGAGGGACUUCAGAGUGAAGCUGCUGAAGAACAAUAAAAACGACAUCGGCAUCUUCAAUUCCAAAGCCACCGGCGAGCCAGCUGUCUGCAUGAGUAGCGUCUGCUUGAUGGCGCUGCAGCAGGCGGUGGCCGCCGCCCGCAGAGACUCUGGCCACAACGACUGGGUCACCAUCAACGCACCCAGUACAGUUGAGGAUACCCAGAUGGCCUGUCAGACGUCCGCCGAGAUGUUCGUCCUUUCCUAAGGCAGAGACGGCAGCCCGCCUCGCGACCCGGCUGGCUGACAGUGCGCAGCUUGCGUGCAGCGAUCGUCCACUGUUGCACCACUGCACGUCUUGGCAGCUGCGAACACUGUGGCCAGUACUUCCAGACGAUUAUCCGACUUCUUUAGAUGAUAUCACGACCUGCCGGCGACUUUUUCUGGCUCGAGCCCUGAUUGGGUGG